Messenger RNA from Cuculus canorus (common cuckoo), 6250 nucleotides. It is a transcript of the gene DISP2, whose product is annotated as dispatched RND transporter family member 2. The transcript is spliced from 7 exons. The record is from RefSeq and is a predicted model, not a curated record. The coding region runs from base 884 to 5329 and encodes 1481 amino acids. Lineage: Eukaryota; Metazoa; Chordata; Aves; Cuculiformes; Cuculidae.
CCAGCCUGCCCAGAUCCCUCUGCAGAGCCUUGGCCCAUGGAUCCAGCCUGCCCAGAUCCCUCUGCAGAGCCUUGGCCCAUGGAUCCAGCCUGUCCAGAUCCCUCUGCAGAGCCUUGGCCCAUGGAUCCAGCCUGUCCAGAUCCCUCUGCAGAGCCUUGGCCCAUGGAUCCAGCCUGUACAGAUCUUUCUGCGGAGCCUUCAGCAUUAAGGGCUGGAUGGGGACCUGGAGCCCUUUGUACCCCACCACCCAAACCCAUCCCCGCAGUGGCUGGCACUGCCCAGGGUAAAGGCACAGCUGUUCAGCUGAGUCGAUGGGAAGGGUUAUAAACCUCAACUUUUCCUGGCAGACGGCGUGGGAAGCAGAGUUUUGCAGGCUCAUUAAUUUUUCAUGAUGAUUUAACACACUCAGGAGUCUCAUUAACAAAAAGAUUGUGGGUCUCCUCGAGGAUAGGCGCUAUCCUGCUGCUAGAGCGAAAAAGCAAAACAAAUAGCAACCAUGCAGCAUUGUUUCAGUGCACGAGGCUGGGAGGAGAUGAAUCGCUCCAGAGGUGCCUGUCAGCUGGACUGGGGAAUGAGAUAACCAGGUGAGAGCGCAAUGCAAAGAACCCUUCCCUAACAUCUGGGAAAGGGCACACGUCUCCUUAGCAAACACAAGCAGAGAAGCUCUUUUUACUUUCGAGAUCCGCUGCUGGGUUGCUGUGUGUUCAAAGAGAAAACCUCCAUUUGAAUAAAACCCCAUUCUUAAAACGUCAUUUACAGCUCUCAAAACAUCAGCUGGAAGCCCUGAGCGCCUUGUGGAUGUCUUUAUGAAAAGCAGAAUCCAGCUCCGCCCUGAGCCUGGCUCUGGGCACAGCAAAGAGCAGGAGAGGCUUUAGGCCAUGUUAUGUGGGAGGCCUGGGAGAGUCUGCAGCUUGCAGGAUGUGACUCCCCUCGCAGCCUUUCUACUGCUUUGCUGUUUUACCAUGCCUUUAUUUUCUCUUACAGAGAAAAACAAAACACAGGACCUUGCCAGACCUGUCUCGCCAUGCCAGAGGUUGGGAACACUGAGCUCAGCUACAGUGGCACCUCCUGGGAAAAGAUCUGCCCAGUCCAUCACUGCCCUGUCCCUGGAUCCCCCCAGCUCGGGGGAGACCACCUGCCCUCCUCCAGCCACACGCUUGGGCCCGUCUCCACGCAGUCCAACGGCCAGGUGCCAUCCAGCUCCCCGGACUCGCAGCAGCAUCCCCUGUAUUACCCCUGCAACCAGCAGGAGCCACGAGGCAGCUACGGUCUGCCCACGCUCCCAGGGCAUGGCGAGAGGCCCAUGCUGUGUUCCCACCUUUCCAGCAGUGAUCCCCUGCCAGCUUCCCACCACGAGGCCUCAGAAACCCCCUGGAAACAGUGGUCCCCCAGGCAGCGGCAGCUGGUGCAGCAUCACGUUGUAACAGUUAGACAUGACAAAGCUUUCAGGAUGCCAAAAAGUUAUUCCCAAGUGAUUGCGGAGUGGCCCAUAGCCGUGCUGGGGCUGUGUUCGGUGACCACUCUGGUUUGCACGUUAGCUGGGCUGCUUGUUGGAAACCUGCCCGACUUCUCAGAACCCUUGAUGGGUUUCGAGCCACGAGACACUGACAUUGGCAGAAAGCUCAUUGUGUGGAGGAACGUGGAGAGCCAGACGGGCUACGAGAAGACCUUUUCCCUUUCUCCCUAUGCUGAGAAGAAAGGCUAUGAUGACAUCAGCAGAGGACAGAAGGCUGCUCAGGGGGAACAAGAAGCAAGGACAAGGAGAAUGGUGGAGCAAAUCUAUGGAGCUGAUGGUUUCUUUUGUGGUCCCCCAGAAAAGAGCUAUUCCCAGCUGGUAUUCAUGUCCACAACUGCUGGAAGCUUAUGGAACCUGCAAGCUAUUCAGUCCAUGUGUCAAAUUGAACAAGACAAGAUACGCUCACACGUUCACUUUAGAGACCUCUGUCAACGGACUGAAGCCAACGAAUGCUGCCCGAGCUGGUCACUGGGGAACUACAUUGCUGUCCUGUACAACAGGUCUUCGUGUUUGGAGAUAACCCAAGGAGACAUCGCCCACACCCUGGCCCUCCUCCGAGCCUGCGCUCCAGACUACCACAAAGGCAUCCUCACCCCCUCUUGCAUCGGCCCUGAGCCAGUGAGGAAGAAACACUCCCAGUGCGCCAAAGUCCCAGAAAAAUGUACCCGCUUCAAUGCCAUUUACCAGCUGCUUCACUUCUUGGUCGACAGGGACUUUCUUAGCCCCCAGACAAUGGAGUACCAAGUGCCGUCCCUCAAAUACAGCCUGCUGUUCUUGCCUACAAGGAAAGGCGCAUCUAUGAUGGGGAUCUACUUAGACAAUCUGGAGUCCUGGGAUCUGUUUGAUAACUACACUUCUAUCACCGGAAUGGACCUGGGCCUUAAGCAGAAACUAUUCCAGCACUAUCUCCUACUAGAUACGAAGUACCCAGUCCUGGCAAUAUUAGCUAUUUUUCUAAGCAUUUCUUUUUACUUACGCUCGGUCUUUAUUACCUUGAUGGUCCUGCUCGCUAUGGUCAGUUCGUUAAUGAUCUCCUACUUCUUGUACAAGGUGGCCUUCAGAUUCACCUAUUUCCCAUUCAUCAACCUGACAGCAGUCAUCAUUCUCAGCAGCAUUUGUGCCAAUCACACCUUUGUCUUCUUUGACCUCUGGAACCUCAGCAAGAGCCAGAACCCUUCCGCUGGGCUUUCGCAGUGGGUGAGUCAAACCAUGCACCAUUUUGCAUAUCUCAUGUUGGCGUCUUGCUUCACGACGGGUGCUGCCUUCUAUGCCAGCUACAUCAGCAAUAUCAUAGCCAUCCGCUGCUUUGCUGUCUACAUGGGCACCUCCAUGCUGGUGAGUCUGGUGUUCAUGAUGACGUGGCUGCCUUCUUCGGCUGUGCUGCAUGAGCGCUACAUAGCAACGACCUGCGUUUACAAGCCAGAGGACUACUGGAAUGACACUGGCCACAAGAGAGUCGCUCUGUCCCUGCAUUACAUUCUCAGGGGCCUCCAGAACAUGCUGUCCAAAACCUCCAAGCUGCUCUUUGAAAAGCUCCUGCCUUGUGGGGUCAUCAAGUUUCGGUACAUCUGGAUCUGCUGGUUUGCUGCCUUAGCGAUAGGAGGUGCCUACAUUUCGUGUUCCAACCCCAAACUCAAGCUCCCAACCCUCGAGACAUCGUCUGUGCAGGUGUUUAGGCUGAGCCACCCCUUUGAGAGGUACGACUCCGAGUACUGCCACCAGUUCAUGUUCGAGAGGCUGGAGCACGGAGAAGGGCAGCGCAUGCCUGUCACCAUAGUCUGGGGCGUUCUGCCCGUGGAUAACGGGGACCACUUCAACCCAAAAAGCAACGGAACCCUAGUGACAGAUGCUACUUUCACAAUCCAAAACCCUGAUGCCCAGAAGUGGCUCCUUGAAUUCUGCCAAAAAGUGAAGAACAAAACUUUCUAUUACCCUGAUGCAGAGCAGAAAUCUACUGUGUGCUUCAUGGAGGAGUUCCUCUGGUGGAUGGACAGUCGACAGUGCUCUCAGCGAGACCACAGCUUCAACCUUUGCUGCAACCAGUUCUCCUUCCCAUAUGGAAGCGAAGUCUUCCUACACUGCAUCAAAAUGAUGCUCCUAGAACAAGGCAGGGAAGGGACAGAAACAUACGAUCUGGGCCUCAGGUUUGAUGGGGAGGGAAAUGUCGCUGCCUUAGUGCUGCAGUUUCAAACUGUUUAUCACUAUAGCUUCAACUACAGCAAAGCCAAACAAUUCUAUGAGGAAAUCAACCUCUGGGUGACGGAGGAAAUGAAAACUGCCCCCGUGGGGCUUCAGAACGGGUGGUUUACCAGUAAACUGGAGCUAUACAACCUCCAGCACAGUCUCAGCACAGAAAUGAUGGUGGUCAUGGGGCUCUCCAUAGCCGUUUCCUUCGUGGUGCUGCUGCUCACUACUUGGAACGUUCUCCUUAGCGUCUUCUCUGUUACUGCCAUUGCAGGCACUGUCUUGGUCACCGUGGGUCUUUUGGUCCUCUUGGAGUGGCAGCUCAAUGCAGUGGAGUCUCUCUUCAUUUCAGCUGCAGUAGGUCUCUCUGUGGACUUCACUGUCAAUUACUGCAUCUCCUACCACUUGUGCCCCCACUCGGACCGCCUGAGCCGAGUGGCCUUUUCCCUGAAGCAGAUGAGCUGUGCCACGGCCAUGGCAGCUUCUGCUCUCUUCUCUGCAGGGGUCAUUAUGUUGCCUGCCACAGUCUUGGCGUACAGGAAGUUGGGGAUAUUCAUCAUGAUGAUCAAGUGCAUCAGCUGUGGGUUUGCCAGCUUCUUCUUCCAGUCCCUGUGCUGUUUCUUCGGCCCAGAGAAGAACUGCGGGCAGAUCCUUUGGCCUUGUGCCCACACCAUGAAAGACUACUCUGAUGAUGCCGGGCUGAACGGAAGCUUCGCUUGUGGUGGGAGUGAGAAGCAAAACCGGUUGCGGAAGGUCCAGGAGUCCAACACUGCAAACGAGCAAUACGAGCUCCAGCCCUUGUCCAGAAAACUAAGUGACAGCUUUGACAACAGCACUUCCACGAGCAAGCUGUCCAACCGGCCCUCGGUGCUCUCUGAAGACACACAAGUUGAAGAGAACAGAUGCCCCAGAACAGGAAUGCACCCCUCUCUGGAAAGAGAGAGACAGAAUCUGCAGGAGACCCUUGGAGACCAGCAGGGUGGCCUGUGCCAGUGUCCUGCCUUGCAAACAUCCUCUCCGUACAAGCACAGUGGCUCAGGAGCAGAAAUUCACAGGGAGAGACUCUGCCGAGAUUGUCAAUGUUGGAAAUACGGUCCAAAAGCUUGGGAUGGGUCUGGGCUGGACCAUACCCAGCCGACUGCCAUGAAAGAAGAAGGGCAGCUCAAUAAAUCAAAGUGCUCUAGCGACACUGCCCAUCAGCAGUCGGAUUAUACCUCAGACAACAGCCACCUCCCCGCUGCUGACAUCUACAAAAUUCACAGAUGCCUUUGUUCUCUCGGCAGCUCUUUUGACAUGCUCAACAUCUCCAGCGAGACGUCGAUCAGUGAUUUUGAGCAAGGCCUGAAGCUCGCUGAAUCAGCCAGUUCCUGUCCUGAUGCCUUAGAGCUGUCUGAUUCCUACAGUCAAACGGAGAGAGGUUACUUGAAUGGGAAGAGAGAUACCCUGCGGCUGGACCUGAGGGAGACCGUCCUUGAUCUCUCUCCAGCAGCAUCGCAGAACAGCUCUUCGUGGAAAAACCGUUUUGGGUUAGGGAGUGAAGGGCCAGUGGUGUUACCGAAUAGCCAACCAGACAUGCCUGAUGUUUGGAUCAAACGAUCCAGCGCACAAAGUUCUGGUUACAACAGCUGAAACCUUGCAGAGAACACAGCCGUAUCACUAGGGAAAGGGGAAGCUGAAGUCUCCUUGGAACUGUAAAUACCAGGUUUUUUCCUCCCACCUCUCCUAGAGCUGAGACUAUUUCUUAGUAUUUCAGCUGCGCAAACGCCUGUGUUUUCACAGAACCAGCAAAUCUGACGCUAAGUGAGAGGACGCGAGAUCAGUCUUGAUGGAGUGCAGCCCUUUGACCUCCCAGUGUCUGGUGCCAUAUUCAUAGCGUAUCCUGUCAACCUGUUCUGUCAUUUCCUAAAAGGUGAUUAGAUUUUUUCCUUGUCAAGGUCACACAGGAGAGAAAUAAUAAGGUGAAUCUCCCCAGGUAUUUAACAACAAAGAGCUUGUGUAAUAAAAACAUUAAAAAACCCCAACCCCACAGCUAUUGAAAAUCUGGGUAUCAAGUGAAGAUUGUACUGUUAAUUGAAAAAUCAGAGUGUCUUUCAUUUUCUACUGAAUAGGAAACUGCUUUGUGUGAAGUCCAGGUUCUCAGAGCCCACCAAAAUAGUUCAGACACUACAGAAGACCUCGUGGAGCCUCCUGAAUUGAUGCAGUCUCUCACUGAUCACGGCGGAGUCUGCAGAAUCCAGCCCGAAACUACUUUCAGUAUCGAUUUCAGUAUGUUUUAUCUGAAGAAAUUCUAGUGCUGCCAAAAGUUUUUGGUGCGUGAUUUCCCCUUUGAGAAAGGUGUCCCUUCCCCUCAGUGACUCGGGUGCUUUGUGUGUCACCUUCAUCCCUCGAGGCCAAUCCAGGCGCUCCCCACAAACAUGUAAUUUUUUAAAACUUGUGUAUCUGGUGAAUCUUGGAUUUCACUUUUUUCUCUACCAGGGACAAACAGGAAAAUCAACACUUCUUUGCCUUUAUCUGUUCAGAAAGAAAACAUUCUCUAGACAAGUUGACAUA